CCCACCGACAGCAGAUCAUGGGACGGGUGGAAAGAAGUCCGCUACGAUUUUUCCUUGAUUUCAUGCAACUACGACUGCCAGCUGGAAGCAGGAAGGAAAGAGGGAUGCAGGAAGGAAACUUGAGGGAUGCAGGAAAGAAGGGAUGCAUGAAGAAAAGAGGGAUGUAGGAAGGAAAGAGGGAUGGGGGAGGAGAAGGAAUGUGCCGCUGGAUGGUGGGGGCGCUGGACGCCAAUGCAUCCACAACGCAUUCUCAGCCAACUGCAUCUCUGCAUUUAGGCAGACGAUCCAAUAAAAACGAGAACAGGCCAAGAUCCCCAGCCACAGCAGCCUCAUCAACCACGCCGUGGCCUGGUGAUCUCGGCCAGCGACAACAGCCAUUGGCCGCCCCCACCCUAUAUACGCCCAGAACACCUCGGACUUCACUCCUAUGGAUUUUCUUGGCUUGGAUCGUCCUUCUCUGUGCUGUGGCGCUGGCGAGGGGCUUUUCGAAUGGGUGUUUCGGUGUGGUCGGUGUGGCUGGUGUGGCUGGUGUGGCUGGUGGCCCCUGCAGUGUCCCUUUAAUUGUUGGAUCGACUGGUACCGGUAGUUGCCGGCAUAACUACUAUACGCCUCUCGAUACACGGCAGGUCCAUCGCCAUCUCAUCCAUCUCGACGUGUGGGUCCAUCGUCAUCUCAUCCAUCUUGUCGUCAACACCGGCGUGUAGGAUCCCAAAUGCCAAAACCCUCGGGAUGAUGCCGCUUG
Molecule: messenger RNA, 742 nt
Organism: Tricharina praecox
Lineage: Eukaryota; Fungi; Ascomycota; Pezizomycetes; Pezizales; Pyronemataceae
Exons: 2
Coding region: 198-704 (168 amino acids)
Source: RefSeq, a predicted model, not a curated record